UUCAGUGAACGUCACCAAAACAAUGUAAACGUUUUUCGCUUCCACUGUGUUUAUUUAAUCGAAUUUAAUUGCAAAAAUGCGCCCAAACAUCCGCGUCGAGAUCCAAAACAACCUCGUCGAGAGCAUGGACGUGGACGAGAACGAAGAGGGCGAGAUCUCCGAUGGCGACUCCAAGGGGGCCCCAGGCCCAUCCCCGGUCCAGUUCCCACCCCUCGAGGGGGCUUCGGGUCUCCUCGACAAGAAAGACAAGCUUGAGGAGCGCGCUCGGCGUUUUAGCCUCAACCCCGCCGAAAUAAAGAAUUUCACCGACGAGGAUUUGCGCUUACUUCACGCCAGUUUGGGGAUAAAUGCCGCGAAUGAGUCGAACGUGAAAUUCGAGGUAAUUCACAUGCGAGGCAUAGAACAAAUGAAAGCCGGCGACAUUUUAGCCUAUUUCCUGGAAUAUGCCCCUGUUUCAGUCGAGUGGCUAGACGAGGAGUGCUGCAAUGUCGUCUGGAAAGACGGAAUUUCAGCAGCCAGGGCAUUGCAUUUCAUGUCGAAGCCGGUCAGAGGCAUGCCUGUGCGCGACGACACGAGCUAUUUCGACACUAUGCCCGACCAAAGCCUCCUCAUUUUGAACAAAAACCGCGAAAUUCAAAUCCAGGAAGACAUUGACCCAAAUUCGGUCGAUAUCGCCGAAAUCACCACAACCAUCCCCCCGGGGUACUGGCGUUUGGGGGUGAAACCCCCAAAAAAUAGCCUCCUCAUGCGCUUCGCCCUCAUCACCGACAAAAAACCCUUCAAAACCGAGCAAUUCGCGCGAUACUACAAACAAAGGUUGAAGGUUGGCAGCAGUGGGAUUUUCGCCCGCAAUAAGGACAUGAAACGUCCCGGGGAAAACCCCUGGUCGGUAUUGGCCCAAAACUGGGACGAGGACUCGCCAUUCCGCGAAAAAGAACGAACCGAGCCGAAGGUCGAAGUCAAAAACGAGAGUCUCCGAGUGCGACUCGGCGCUAAACGAACACUUGUCGAGUCGAAAAUCCCGCGCAUGCGCAUGUACGCCGAUGAGGAAGAAGAGAAAAUCAAACGGAAACGGAUGUUGAAACGGAUUAAUACGCAAAUUCGGAAGAUUGAUGAAGAUAAAUCGUCGAAUUCGGAUUUGAGAUCGGUUUUGAAUAUGGCGAACCGGACACAUGCCAAAUUGGAGAAAACCGAACCGGAAGUGUUCGAUUUGGGCACGCGGUUGAAGAACAGGAGCAAAAAAAUGGUUUUUGAGAUCAAAACCGAACCGGUUAAACCGCCACAGCGGCGCCAUUCGGCCAGCGACGAUGAUUUUGAUGAUUAUAAACAUGAUAAGCCGAGAAGUAAGGUGGCUGUGGUCAUUAAAACGCAGAAGAAACCGGCCGUUGCCUCGGCUGUCGCCUGGUCCAAAGUGAGUGAAAGUGAGGAGGAGGAGGAGGAGGAAAUUGAGGAGAAAUCAAUGUAUAAGAGUCCCUUGAAGAUUGAAAUUAAUAACGACCAUUUUAAAAGAAAGUAAUUUAAUUUUUUUGUAAAUUAAUCAGAAAAAAUGAAAAACAAUUUGUUUGAGUCAU
Messenger RNA from Tribolium madens (black flour beetle), 1571 nucleotides. RefSeq lists its product as uncharacterized. The record is from RefSeq and is a predicted model, not a curated record. The transcript has 2 exons. Gene Ontology annotation, cellular component: nucleus; cytosol. Gene Ontology annotation, molecular function: RNA 7-methylguanosine cap binding; mRNA binding. NCBI's taxonomy places the organism in Eukaryota, Metazoa, Arthropoda, Insecta, Coleoptera, Tenebrionidae. Bases 77 to 1516 code for a protein of 479 amino acids.